Melitaea cinxia (Glanville fritillary) is the source of this 1671-nucleotide messenger RNA. Its product is annotated as adenosine deaminase AGSA-like. Lineage: Eukaryota; Metazoa; Arthropoda; Insecta; Lepidoptera; Nymphalidae. Gene Ontology annotation, molecular function: adenosine deaminase activity. Bases 47 to 1543 code for a protein of 498 amino acids. The record is from RefSeq and is a predicted model, not a curated record. Gene Ontology annotation, biological process: inosine biosynthetic process; adenosine catabolic process. The transcript has a single exon.
CAACUCGGUAUCGAAGCGCGCACGACGAAUCGCCCCUUACGCAGACAUGCGCAUCCUAGUCAGCUAUGUGUUCAUAUUAGCGCUUUGUUACGCCACAACCGACGAUUACAAAGCGAAACGAGCCAAGAUCCUACGAGAUGAGGAACUCUUGUCUCUUGGGGGAAAUAUACAACUUACAGAUAAAGAAUCAGCCGUCAACGACUGUCUAAUGCGGCAUAAAUUCCAAGAAGUAAAUUACUAUUUUAAUAAUCCGCAAUACUGCAACUUUUCCCAUAAUUUCUUUGCCUACAAAGAUAAUAUACGUCAUUCUAAAGUAUAUAAAAUCAUAAAAGAUAUGCCAAAAGGAGCAGCGUUACAUAUUCAUGAUAUGGGUAUUUUAGGAGCCGAUUAUAUUGUGAAUUUGACAUAUUCAGAAGUACUCUACAUUUGUUUCGAAGAAAAAGAUGUUAAAUUGAAAUUUUCUGACAAAGAACCUAAUGAACCAUGCAAAAGUAAGUGGCAAUUAAUUAACGAAAUGCGAAACUCGAUGAAUAAAACUAAGUUUGACGCGGAAUUAAGAAAAUACUUUACGUUAUAUGUCAAUGAUCCCGACAUUGAAUAUCCAACUAUCAAAGAAUCAUGGACUACUUUCAUGAAUUAUUUUAGGAGGGUUAGUAAAAUUCUUACGUAUAGACCGAUAUGGGAACAAUAUUUCUACGAUGUUCUAUUAAAAUUAAAAAUGGAAAAUGUAAUGUAUCUUGAGAUUCGAAGUGUUUUACCUAAUUUGUAUGAAUUAGAUGGUACUGAGUACGAGACAAUUGUAACUGCGAAAACGUACAAAAAAAUAAUACAAAAGUUCAAAAAAGAUUAUCCUGAUUUUAUCGGAGCGAAACUCAUAUACGCAAACUCUCGAAGAAUAAACAGAUCGCAGUUAGACGAAUACAUACGUCUAGCACGAGCUAUAAAAAAAGAUAUGCCAGACAUUUUUGCAGGAUUUGACCUAGUUGGCCAAGAAGACUUGGGAAGUCCCUUAAUUGAAUUCAUACCGCAACUAUUGAAUGCUUCUAAAGACCUAGAUUAUUUUUUCCACGCUGGUGAAACGAAUUGGUACGGAACUUUAGUUGAUGGUAACUUGAUUGAUGCCAUAUUAUUGGGAGCAAAGAGAAUAGGCCAUGGCUACGCUAUUAUAAAACAUCCAUUAUUGAUAAGAGAAGUAAUCCAGCAAGAUAUAGCUUUAGAAGUUAAUGUUAUAUCAAAUGCAGUACUCUCUCUAGUUCGUGAUGUACGUAACCAUCCACUCAGUACCCUUUUCGCUCUUGGAGUGCCAGUAGUAUUAUCUAGUGACGAUCCUGGUGCUUGGGAAGCCGAUCUUUUAUCUGACGACUUUUAUGUGGCGUUUGUAGGUGUUGCAAGUCGUUUGUCGGACUUGAGACUGCUAAAACAGCUAGCCAUCAACUCACUGAAAUAUAGUGCUCUUGAUUCUAAUUCCAAAAGGGAUGCGUUGUCCAAGUUUAAUUUGCGAUGGAAUACAUUUGUAGAAAACUUUGACUGUUCAAAUUAUUAAAUGUAAUAAAAAUUACCUUAAUAUUAUUAUUUUUUUCUUUGUCUUUACUUAAACUAAAAUGUGUCUUAGAAGGUACAAGCAUCGAUGCGAAUUUAUGUAAAAACAAAAAAAUAAAAUCUUGAUGUAAA